UUACAGUGUACCCUUCAUUUUAUACUAUCUAGCAGUAUUGAAUUGUUGGAAAGAGGAGAUGAAAAUACAGUAUGUAGAUUUACAGACAGCGCGUAUAGGAGAGCAAGAAGUGUGAUGAGAAAUUAUUCUACUAAUAUAAAUUUAAAUGUUCAUGAUGAUGUGGAAACCUUAACACCUGAACAAAUCGACGAUAUUACAAAUCACAAAAAUGAAGUUACUGAAGAUGGUAUCGAUCCGAACGCUUUAUAUCCGGAAUUUCCACCGAAUCAUCCGAAAAUUGCUCGGAUUUUUAAGUUGCCACCGAUAAGUAAAUGUCCUGUGGAGAAUGGUAUUAUAAAAACUCCCUGGGGUUCAGUUUCUGCUGGACCGCUAAUCGCUGGUAUAGCUGCUGGUCUAAAACCCGAAACAGUAAAACUCUCGGAAUUGUUUCCUAAUGAAACACCAGAUAGAAAAGCAAAUCUUUCAAGAUUAUCCUUAGAUAAUAAAUGGAUGGCAACUGUGGCUGGUGAUUUAGCUGAAGUUACCUUAAUACAAGGCCCUACAAAUGAGAAGUUUAGUAUAGGUGUAAACGGAACAUGGAAUUCGUCAGCUAUGCCACGUUGGUAUUUCCUGAAAAACAAUGAAAAAUUACAAUUUACUGCGGCAGAGAUCAGAGGAGAUCUCGAUGGAUUAAUCAUUGCUGGCAAAAUAGAAUCCUUAUAUACAAACAUACCUACUUUAAGAUUGUCACAGAUUCUAGACUUGUAUUAUAGUCCUCGUGGAUUGUUUGAUCCUUGGAUUAGAGCAUGUAAUCGGAGAAUACUAUUCCGGACAAUUGCAUCAAACUCAACAAUGGCUGAACAGGCAUAUAGUGCCUCGCUAAUCUUGGAAGAAUAUAUACAUAGAGCUACAAUGGAUGACAAUGUAAUUGAGAAAUUUGCAUCGCAAGCGGCGAAUGAGUUGUCAAAUUAUGUUGAUUCUACUAUGAAUAAAGAUUUAUCCUGUCAAGAUAUAGAAGCAGGAAAUUUUGAUGAUAUUGUUCAAGUUGCUAUUGAUCUAACAAUUAUUAUUGAUACAACAUGGCCUUUUGAUGCAAUACAAUCAAUUCUUGCAAAUAUAUUGGAUGGUAUCAAGAUAAAUCGAUACAAUAGUCAGUUUACAAUUAUAAAUGGCUAUGAUGGCAAUAUCAUGAUUAAUACUACCAACAGUAUUUUACAUUUUGGUUAUUAUAAUUUCACGAAUUACAUGAAUGUUACUCUUGGUUUUGAUCUUCCCAAAUCACUUGAAAAAUUAAGUACUUUGCAAAGAAACAAAUUGAAUAACGAACGUCAUGGUUUAGGGCAUGCAAAAUCUGAUGUAGUGUUAAUUGUUCCAUAUACAUCCUAUCUUACAAACUCUGAUAAGGAAUAUUGUAUAGAAUUAAUCAAAAAGAUGCGAGAGCAAGUACCAGAUGCUACAUUGCUUAUAUUGACUUAUGGAUUAAAAGAUAGAUGGUCAGAGCUUGUAUAUAACGCAUUGGAUGACUUGUUUUCUACCACUGUUACGGACGAGAUAGGAAGUUCAGCAUCAAUUGCUAAAUUAAUUUCGAGAAUAAAGAAAGUUCCACAGCGUUUGAUCAAUACGCAAUGUGGUGCCGAUUAUUCACCUGUUGGAUCUACCAAUUCAUUUAUCGAUUACAUUGAACCAGCUACGAUUGUUUCUUACAGAUUGCAUCCUAAUUAUUUCUUCUCCACUAAUAGCGAUCAUGUUUCAAAGAUAAAGAUUCAAGGAUUUGGUUGGGGUAACUUGAAAGUAUGCACAUCACGACAUUUCAUAACUUUUAAUACAUCAGAAGGUAUGGGUGAAUCGUGCGUAUCAAUAAAUAAUGAUGUGCAUACCAUUUCGGUCUCUUGCGGUGAUGCUGGUUUGAUACAUCUUUGCCAACCAUUAUACUUAUCAAUAAUUGCCAAUUCUUCAGUAAUUAGUUAUCAGUGCACGGAUGCACAAGUAUGCAAAUUCCCUCACAUGAUCAAAUAUACCAUUUCUUAUGAAAAUGUAGUAUGUGAAAGCAGUGCAAAUAUAAAUGUGCUAAAUGUCUUCAUUUUAAUCAUAAGUAUGAUAUACAAUAUAUGCUUUUUGUAAUAAACAUUAUGAAAACUGUGAAA
This is a messenger RNA of Pogonomyrmex barbatus (red harvester ant), 2123 nucleotides long. RefSeq lists its product as uncharacterized. Lineage: Eukaryota; Metazoa; Arthropoda; Insecta; Hymenoptera; Formicidae. The record is from RefSeq and is a predicted model, not a curated record.